AAUUUUUCUUUCAGUGCUUUCGGAACUGCUUCACCAGCCACAAAACUGUGCUGAACAUUAAGAAAUUCUUUCAUUCGAUCGUCAGUUAGCGCCGGGCUAAGAUCUCAACCAAGAAGAGCGUCUUCUUAGCGUUGUGCGGUUGAUAGAAAAAAAAAAACAAGUUUUGUUGUAGUUUUUUUUUCUUUCUUUUAUUUCUUUGACAUUUUGUGCGAAAUGAUGGUGCUGUUGCCGCUGCCGCCUAAUUUGGAGAAGAACGAAAAUGUACCGAGUGCUAAAAUCAAUUAGCAUACUCUAUAGGAUCGCUUUGUUGUUGUGGCCAUUGUUUUGCAAAGCGGCUGAUUCGACCAUUCUGAAUGGAUCGUCUGUGUUUGGCCAGGCGCAGCUGCAGGCCCUCAAGAUCUUUGAUAGCGAUCGACCCGCUCAGCUAACCGCGCGCAGUUUUCUCUGCCUGCCCUUCUUCCGUGUAUUCAACUUGGAGCUGCGGCCCGACCUCCAGCUGGCCGUCGAUGAGUUCAUCGCUGUUAGCGGCGAUCAUCCGGCUCUGGGUGCCUGGAAUGUUGCCAAGGCGCUGACGCUGCGCGCCCAGAAUAAGCAGCGCAGCAAAUGGUAUCUGCGUCGUUGGAUAUGCGCCAGCCAUCGUGUCUACUAUCGCUAUCUCAUCUAUACGCUGAACGCCGCCGGCCAACGUGUGCUGCGCCGCUGGGAGGCGCAGCAGGUGGCGCGCAUGCUGCAGACCUACGAGAUCUAUCGGCCGCCGGGCGUGGAUGUCUUUGGCGAGGCCUAUCCCCGAUCGGUGGGCGGCGGGCACUCGCUGGAGCGCGGCUGGCUGCAGCGCGAAUACGUCAUCGAGCUGAAGUUUGUUUGGCAGCAGCAUUUCCUGCUCGCUGGCCUCACCAGCCCACAGCAGAAGCUGCGCCUCAAGCUGCGGCCGCUGGGCGUGCUGGACAAUGCGCUGAUCGAGGUGUCGCGGUACGCCUACAAUCGCUCGUCCUUUCGGCCGCAGGGUCGCCAAGGCGUCAAGUAUGCUCCAGGCGCCAUUGUUAUCUUUCGCAUCAGCCAGGCGCUGGAUGUGUCCAAUGCCUUUGGGCUGACCAUCUAUGAGCCCGACGCCGGCGCCGUCCAGAUGCCGCUGGGCGAGGCAUAUAUACUGCCCGAGCAGCUGCGCGGCAGUCGCGGCAUUCUGAAGCUGGCCAUCCAGGGUCAGCUCACCCAGCAGGUCAUAGGUCAGCUGACCUUGCCCUAUCUGGUGGUGCGACCCAUGCCGAAUGCUGCCAGCAGCAAUUUGCGCGUCAGCUUCCAGCGCUACUGGCCGAACAACUGGCCCACCCUAGACGUGGGCAACCGCGGCCUGGGCAUCGGCCAUCAGGCGCUCGUGGAGAACACCAUCGAAAGUUUUCUGGCUGUGCCGCGGGCCAAGGGCGACAUGGUGCACCUGGAUGUGCAGCUGACGCGAGAUUACGUGCCGGUGGUUUGGCGUGGCUUUGGCUUCUACACCACCAGGCGGGCCAAUGCGCAGCGCGUCGAGGAUCCCUUCGAUCUCCGCUACGUGCUCGUGCGGGAGCUCAGCUAUGCGGAGCUCAAGGCGAGUCGCGUCUUCCUGCUGACGAGCUGGAGCAUGCAGGAGUACACACACCUGAAUGUGCGCAACGUGAGCCAGCCACAGCGACUGUUUCCCAAGUUGAGCGAGGUGUACGAGGCGCUGCCCAAGAGCCUCGGCCUCAUCGUGGCAGUCAAGUGGCCGCAGCUGAUGGCCUCGGGCGACCUGGAGUCCACGCAGUCGCUCAACAAGAAUGUGUUCGUGGACAGAAUCAUCGAGGUGACAGCGCACUAUGGCUGCGGGCGGCCGCUGAUCUUCGCCAGCUUCGAUGCCGACAUCUGCACCAUGAUGCGGCUGAAGCAAACAGCCUUUCCGGUCAUGCUGAUGACCACGGGCCGCACGGACAUCUGGGAUAAGUACAUGGAUCUCAGAACCCAAUCAUUUCUGCAAGCCAUCAACUUUGCCGAGAGCGCCGAGCUGCUCGGCACUGCGGCCCAUGUCAACAACUUUCAGCAGAGGCAAAAGCUGCUGGAACUGGGACUGGAUCUGAUGCAGGUCGUCUUCGUUUGGGGCAGCGCUCUGCAGGAUGUGCAGCAACUGGAGCUGUUUCGUGCCAUCGAUGCCACCGGGCUGAUCUACGAUCACAUUGACCGCGUGGGUCCUGGCGAAUGGAAGCGCGCCCCCUUCUUCCGGGCACCCCAGCUGCUGGAGGUGUUCGGUGGCCAAUGCGUGGCCAUUGGCAACUCCAGCACAGUGCCGGGCGCCAAGCCCACAAAGCCAACGGUCUGGCCCAAAAUGAGGAAAUGAGUAGUCGUACUCCUCCAUUAAACCCACUA
Drosophila navojoa is the source of this 2373-nucleotide messenger RNA. Its product is annotated as glycerophosphocholine phosphodiesterase GPCPD1. Gene Ontology annotation, molecular function: starch binding; glycerophosphocholine phosphodiesterase activity. The record is from RefSeq and is a predicted model, not a curated record. Gene Ontology annotation, biological process: glycerophospholipid catabolic process. Lineage: Eukaryota; Metazoa; Arthropoda; Insecta; Diptera; Drosophilidae.